UGCUCCUUAAUAAUAUUUUAGUUGUUACAAUCAUUGACGUAUAGAAUUACAGUGAGUGCCGAUUUGGUUCAUAUCAUCUGUAAAAAAUACUUUUAUUGUUAGAACAAUUGACAAACAACAUUAACUAGUUUGACUUCGCUAUAUGCGAAGUUAUGCGAAACUAUGUGUUAUCUCUUUUAAGACGAUUAAAACACAGUAAUUUUUUUAUAACCAAAUUGAUGAUUCCAUGGAUGCGUGGUCGAAUAGCAGAAGCCUGGCAUAACAGAAAGAGCUCAAGGACAGCUGAAAGGCAGUCCUUGACUCUUUCUUCCACCGACACAGGCAAUUCGGAAAGUAAUAGCACCGUACACAUGCCAUUAUCUUCAACUACUAAGUGCUUUAAUGUGAAUGUCAUCAGCAUGGAAGGUCAUGUAUUAGAUGUUGGGGUAAGAACUGAUUUCACUGUAAAAAAAAUUAAGGAAAUGGCAAUGAAACAUUUUUAUGGCCAAGAUAUAUCUAAAUCUACUUCUAAGUAUCGUUUAAUCCAUUCAUCUAAGUUUAAACAACUCAUAGAUGAUAAAAAUAUUGAUGAUGAAGAAAUUGAUGAGCAUGAUGAAUUAAUAUUAGUAGAAAUACGGCCUGUUUCUAGCAAAGAAAAUUUUCCAGAGGAAACUUUAAAAGGUCCAACUGAAGAAGCAAUAGCAAAUGCUACUAGUGAUUUACCUAUAAGAAAUCCACCUAAAUAUAUACCACCUAUUAAUUUCUCUUUUGAUUUUCAGAGUGAAACUCGUAAAAUUUUAAUAACACUUGUGCAAGCAUCAGCAAGACUAUUAAUGGGUAGUCGAGAGGCACCAAAGCUUUUUGAAAUGAUUAAAGAAAAAUUUAAAGGAAGAUGUUGCCCAAAUAUUGAUUCUAAAGCUAUAAAAGCAUUAACUGAUAUGGGUUAUUCUUUUAAAAAAGUGAUUACAGCACUUCAUAUACGAAAGUCUGAUAUGACAGAGGCUUUAGAAUGGCUGAUAGAACAUCAAGAUGAUCCAGAUGAAUAUUAUGAAGAUGAUGCGACAGUAAUUUCUUUAUAUGCCAAAACAGAUAUCAAUGAAGCAGGUCCUAGUUCUUCAACAGGCAGUACAGAAAUAACCUUUAAGGAAGCAUGUGCUGAUCUCUUUAGUGAUAGGGAAGCUCAAUUCGUGAAAGAGAAUCUAGUAAAUAUCGUAACUCUCUUAUUAGAAUAUUUCCGGCAAUUUAAGAAAUUAAAUUUUAAAGCAAAUCCAAGAAUGAUAGAAACAUUUUUGGAAAUGGGUUUUGAAGAAAAAAACAUAAUAGAAGCAUUAAAAGUUACUGGAAAUAAUCAAUUUAAUGCUUGUGAAUGGUUACUUGGUGAACGACGACCUAGUUUACAAGAUUUAGAUGUUGGCCUUGACACAAACGAAUCCAUUUAUCACGCAAUUAUAAGCAAUCCUCAAAUACAACUCAGCCUUAAUAAUCCAAAAGUGCUUCUUGCAUACUUAACAAUGCUAGAAACACCUUCAGCAUCAUCUGUGUGGAUCAAUGAUCCUGAAAUAUAUCCUGUAUUCAAUCAAAUAUUUAAAACAUAUCAUGCUGAAAAACAUGCCAUCCAUAUGAAUCGUUCUAGGAUGAAUUAA
Molecule: messenger RNA, 1622 nt
Organism: Vespula pensylvanica (western yellowjacket)
Lineage: Eukaryota; Metazoa; Arthropoda; Insecta; Hymenoptera; Vespidae
Gene: Kpc2
Product: ubiquitin-associated domain-containing protein 1
Exons: 9
Coding region: 153-1622 (489 amino acids)
Molecular function (GO): protein binding
Source: RefSeq, a predicted model, not a curated record